Molecule: messenger RNA, 1461 nt
Organism: Punctularia strigosozonata HHB-11173 SS5
Lineage: Eukaryota; Fungi; Basidiomycota; Agaricomycetes; Corticiales; Punctulariaceae
Product: homogentisate 1,2-dioxygenase
Exons: 11
Coding region: 1-1461 (486 amino acids)
Biological process (GO): L-phenylalanine catabolic process
Cellular component (GO): cytoplasm
Molecular function (GO): homogentisate 1,2-dioxygenase activity
Source: RefSeq, a predicted model, not a curated record
AUGACGUCCGCUAGGGGCGCGCUGCACGUUACCAACCUCGAGAAGAACGAUCCGUACAUUUACCAGAACGGGUUCGGCAACUCGUUCGCGAGCGAGGCCAUCCCCGGGGUGCUGCCCAAGGGCCAAAACAACCCUCUAAAGGUUAAGUACUCGCUCUAUUGCGAGCAGCUGUCCGGUACGGCAUUCGUCGCGCCGAGGAGACAGAACCAGCGCACUUGGGUGUAUCGCAUCCGCCCUGCCGUUGCACACCAAGGGUUCACCAAGCUGAAGCAGAACCCCGAUCUCGAGUCCAACUUCUCCACCCUGAACCCCAAGGUCCACGUCUCGCCUACGCAGCUCGCCUGGACGCCCUUCAAGAUGCCUCCCGAUGAUGUCAGUGUUGAUUUUGUUGACGGCAUCAAGACCUGCGCAGGCAGCGGCGAGCCCUCGCACAAGGAGGGAAUCGCCGUGCACGUAUACAUGUGCAACGCUUCGAUGACGAGGCGCGCGUUCUGCAACAACGACGGGCAUAUGCUCAUCGUGCCCGAACUGGGUCGGUUGGACGUCCGGACCGAGCUCGGCAGCCUCAUGGUCCACAACGGCGAGAUUUGUGUCAUUCCUCGCGGGAUCCGGUUCCGGAUCGCGCUCCCGGACGGGAAGGCGAGAGGCUACAUCCAGGAGGUGUUCGGAGCCGCGUACGACCUGCCCGAGCGCGGGCCGCUGGGUCGGAGCGGCCUCGCGCUUGAGCGCGACUUUGAGUACCCCGUCGCGGCGUUCGAGCUCGAUCAAGAGGGCUGGCGGAUCGCGUACAAGAUUCUGGGCGAGCUGCACGAGUGCACGCAAGAGCACUCUCCUUUCGACGUCGUGGCUUGGCAUGGCGACUACGCGCCGUACAAGUAUAACCUCGAGCGUUUCGUGAACGUGGGCUCAAUCAGCGUGGACCACAUUGACCCCUCGAUAUUCUGCGUGCUGACCGUGCCCUCUGCCGUGCCCGGCACGCCCCUGGCGGACUUCCUAAUCUUCAGCCCGAGAUGGGAUGUCGCCAACAACACCUACCGCCCGCCUUACUUCCAUCGCAACGUCGCAUCCGAGCUCAUGGGAUUGAUCAGGGGCAACUACGGCGGUCGCUCUGACGAAUUCAAGCCAGGUGGCAUGAGCUACGAGUGCGGAUUUGUACCGCACGGUGUCGCGUACGAGGAGUGGAAGGCCGCGACGGAGACGGAGCUCGCGCCGCAGUGGAUCUCGGAGGGCACUAUAGCGUUCAUGUUCGAAUCGUCGCGUCCAUUUACGAUCACAGAUUUUGCCUUCAACCGGUCUGGGGUCAAGCACGAGCACGAUCCGAAGAUGUGGAAUCCGCUCAAGGCGACGUUCAUUGAGCGCCUCGACGAGGUCAAUGCGGACUUGCAGAAGCUGGGUUUGCCGCCAAUUGAGCGGGCUGGCGCCGAUGCCGGUAUGAAGGGUAUCAAGAUCAACGGGCACUAG